This is a messenger RNA of Paramecium tetraurelia, 1506 nucleotides long. RefSeq lists its product as uncharacterized. The transcript has 10 exons. Lineage: Eukaryota; Ciliophora; Oligohymenophorea; Peniculida; Parameciidae. Gene Ontology annotation, biological process: intracellular signal transduction; peptidyl-serine phosphorylation. The record is from RefSeq and is a predicted model, not a curated record. Gene Ontology annotation, molecular function: ATP binding; protein serine/threonine kinase activity.
AUGUAGCAAUUAAUAAUAAAUAUUGGUUGUAAAUAAAUAUAUUAAUUGUUGCAAAAUGCUACUUAAUUCAACAGUGUGUCUACUUUUAGAAGUCCAAUAAUAGUUCCAUCGAGUUAAUAGGUUUCUCCUGUAGCAUCAGGACUGAAUAGUUUGAAAAAUCUACAUAGUCCCAAAGGAUCUCAGAUUGAUGUCACCAGUCUCACUCGAUUAAUAAAAUCAACAAAGAUUAAUGAGUCAGUAAAUAGCCAAUAGAUAUAAGCCUUGCUUGCAAAAGCUAGAGAAAUAGCAAAGGUAACGACAGACUCUAAAUCGUAAGCACAAAAAAAGCAUGUUAAAUUGCAGAGUUAAUAAUUUGUAAACUUCAAAGACUUACUUCAUAAUUCUACUUCUGCUAAGAUUCAAUAAGAAAUCAUAUUCUGCAGAAAUUCAUUUAAUUUUGAGUUUGUCAUUGGAAUUGGUGGAUUUGGUAAAGUUUGGAAAGUUGAGCACAAAAAAACAGGGUAAAUAUUCGCAAUGAAAGAAAUGUCAAAAGCAUUAAUUGUGACAAAAAAAAGUGUACAUUCUGUCAUGAAUGAACGGACGUUAUUAAGUCAAUUAAAGCAUCCAUUAUUAGUCAAUAUGAACUAUGCAUAUUAGGAUAGAGAAAACCUAUACUUAUUGAUGGACUAUAUGAAAGGAGGAGAUCUCAGAUAUCACAUAGGAAGGAUGAGAAGAUUUGAUGAAAACUCAACAAAGUUUUUUAUAGCCUGUAUUGUCUAAGGAUUAGAAUACAUACAUUCAAAUAAAAUAAUUCAUCGAGAUAUCAAACCUGAAAACCUGGUACUUGAUGAAAAAGGAUAUGUUCAUAUCACUGAUUUUGGGAUUGCUAGAAUUAUGAAACUUGAAAACAGCAGCGAUACUAGUGGUACUCCUGGAUAUAUGGCACCCGAGGUUAUGUGUAAGUAAAAUCAUUCUUAUGCUGUUGAUUAUUUUGCUGUUGGAGUUAUUGGCUAUGAAUUUAUGAUAGGGAGAAGACCAUAUUUUGGAAGAUCUAGACAAGAAAUUAGAGAUUCGAUUUUGGCUAAAUAGGCUUCAAUUAAAAGAACAGAGAUUCCUAAUGGUUGGUCUCUUGAAGCAGUGGACUUUAUUAAUAGGUUACUCCAACGAAAACCUUAAAAUAGAUUAGGUUCUAAUGGUAUUCAAGAAAUCAAGGAGCACCCAUGGUUUGCUAACUUUGCAUGGGAUAAAUUGUAAAAUUAAACAUUGAUUCCUCCUUUCAUUCCAAAUCAAACUGAAGAUAACUUUGAUUAAAAGUAAAUUAUAGAUGAGGAUGAAGAAAAUUAGGAAUUAAUCUAAUAAAAUAUUUUAGUCUUAAGAGAUUAAACUAUCUAGGAUCAAUUUUAAGGAUAUGAGUUUCAAUAAGGAAAUCAUUCUAUUUCCACUGAGUAAUCUUCUGGUUCAUCAACUAAACAUAGUCGUCACCUAAGUGAAAGAUUGCAUAUCUUUGAAAAAAAGAAGAUAAUAUGA